This is a messenger RNA of Lactuca virosa, 945 nucleotides long. The record is from the annotation of a GenBank genome assembly. NCBI's taxonomy places the organism in Eukaryota, Viridiplantae, Streptophyta, Magnoliopsida, Asterales, Asteraceae.
AUGUUACCACUCGCCGCAGCUCAGUCUUUUAGAGGUUCUUCUUCUUCGGCGUACCCUUACGAGAUCGGGGGAACCGUUAGUUCGCCUGUGAAGAUAAUACUAGCAGUACUCAUCUUCGGCAUAUUCUUAAUCGCGUUUUUUUCGUUGUACCUCCGUAAGUGCUUAAAUGACUCUGUCGAAUCACGCCGGCCUGUUGCGAUCGCUAACAAUCACCGCACGCGAUUGAAAUUCCCCUGCGGUCUUGAUAGAUCGAUUGUUGAGUCGUUUCCGGUGUUCCUUUACUCCGAUGUGAAAGUGCUGAAAAUAGGAAAGGGAGCUUUAGAAUGUGCUGUGUGUAUAAUGGAGUUUGCAGACGACGAAAGGCUUCGAUUCUUACCGAAAUGUCAUCACGUCUUUCAUCCUGAUUGUAUCGACGCUUGGUUAGCUUCUCAUACGACGUGUCCAGUUUGCCGAGCUGACCUCACUAAAGCAAACCUCGAAGGUAACUUGGAAUUUAAUCACGUGUUGGCUCACUCCCAAAUCGAUGAAUCUAGAGCAGAAAUUGGAUCUCAAGAUCAUCUAAUUCACAUAGAUGAUGAACGAGUGGCUCCGAAGUUUCCGCGUUCGCACUCCACCGGUCAUUCAUUGGUUCCACUGGGAGAGAAUUGUGAGCGAUACACAUUGAGAUUCCCGGAGGAGGUUCGAAAGCAGAUUGUGACACUGAAAAGAGCGAAAAGUUGUGGAUGCGGCGUUGAUUUUCCGAUGGAAGGAAGUUCAAGAAGAGGAUUGAGAGGUGGUGGAGGAGUUCACGGCGGAGUAAAGCGGUGGAAUCCGGAUAGGCUAUGUGGCAGGUCGGAUCUCUGGAACUUCACUGUCACACGGAUGCCGGUUUUUAUUGCGAAAAGCGGUUCGCUUGGCAAAAGUGAUCCGGCUCAAUCGUCAUCAUCAACCUCUGAUCCAGUUUAA